Notolabrus celidotus (New Zealand spotty) is the source of this 2564-nucleotide messenger RNA. RefSeq lists its product as uncharacterized. The transcript is spliced from 6 exons. The coding region runs from base 263 to 1702 and encodes 479 amino acids. Lineage: Eukaryota; Metazoa; Chordata; Actinopteri; Labriformes; Labridae. The record is from RefSeq and is a predicted model, not a curated record.
CAGAUCUUGUCUAAACAAACCAUCACUCGUGACCUGUGAGAGUCCUCCAUCUCUGAGGGGGAGACCUGUGUGGAAUGUGUCUGUGUGUGUGACUCCUCCCACAUCAACACCACCAACAGAGACACAAACUGUCCCACCUAAACCCACUCACAUCCACCCAACAUCCACCGUGACACCUCCAUCAUCAGAGACAAAAACCUCUGACCCUCCUGGACCAACUCACCUCACUCAGACCGUCACAACACUAACUUCAGAGACCGGGAUGUUUGCAACUCAUUGGACACCUUCUCCAUCAGUGACAGAGGUGUCAGUCUCUAUCGAUCCUAAACCCUCUGAUCCACCCAGACCUGUGUCCACACCCACUGUGACAGAGAUCAGUGACCAUCCUACACCCUCUGACCCACCCAGGACUUCACCUCCCCCCACUGGAGAGACUGCUGUUCCUGACACAUGUGCAACAUUACAACUAUCAUCGGGCACAAAUAUUGUCUGCACACUCGUUGCUGUGAUAGCGGUCCUGGCCUCUCUUCUGUUUGUGGUGUGUUUCCUGGUGGUGCACAGAAGGAAUCGCAGCAACAAAACUGUGACACCCGGGAAAGAGGGAAGAGAUGAGGCUGGAGAAACCAGCAGCAGAUCGAGCCAGUCUCUGGAUCAGACUGAAAAGACAAGACACAAUGAAAACGAUCAUUCUGACACCGAGGCAGGAUGGAGGAGAGCCUUUAAUGGAGUCAGAGCUAAGUCGGCUAACGCUAUUCUCUCUACGUUGCCUUUUUGUGCACCUGUGAAAGAUCAGGUGACUUUUCAAAGUGAGACAAAGGCUCCAAAACCAGGAGAUGAAACUGAAUUAGAUGAAGAAACAGGGACAGGAAAUCCAACAAAGAAAACUGAAGGAAAUGCUGAAAAAGACGUUGAUGAAAACCCUCUCUGUAGUUCUCCACAUGCUGACACUGUUCCUUAUCUGAGCAUCGGUGCAAACCAGAAUGAGACCAGUCCAGGGGAUUCAGACAAACAGUCUAAAGAUAGUCAGAAUGAAAGAUCAGUGAUGGAUAAAGUUAUGAGCAGAAUCUCCACCUGGCCCCUGACUGCGAUGCAAUGGCAAACGAGAUGUAAAAUGACAGAAGAAGAGGAAGAAAAGGUGACUGAAGUCUUCACAGUCCUGACACCAGAGCUCCAGGGUGACUUGAAGAAAGACUUCCACAAAGUGAAGCAUCCAUUGGACUCUGGAGAGGCCAAAACAGAAGAAGGAAGUGGGAAAAAUCCACAAGAUGAGUGCUUAACAAUGAAUCCAGCUCACAUGAAUCUGUGCAGCCCUCAGUCCUCCAAACCAAAGGUAAAUGCAACUUUUCAGAGGCCAAAGAAAGAAGACAAAAUCCAGGACCAACACACUAACCCGGGUUUGUAUAAAGAUAAAGCUGGGCGGAGUAAAGACCUAAAACCUGCAGAGAGGAGCACAAAGAAGAGCAGCAGAGGCAGCAACAAGGCAGAGCAGAGGAACGAGUCAAAGCGAGCUGAGACCAGUGGACAGAGGGAGGCAAACAGAAGCUCACAGGCGCCCUCCGGUGGUGCGUCUCCAGAUGAUGAAACUCUGCUGUCUGGAAACGAGUACGCCUUCAUGGACCUGCUGCACGAGGUGGUGCAGAACAACGGGCGCUGGACCAGAGAUAGGUGGAGGCAGACACACGGAAACAAGCAGAGGCGUUAGGAAAGAGUUUCAAGUGGUGUACACGUAUAACAUGAAACCGUUUAGUUUAGUCACUCAGUGGAUCACAGAUGUGUACCUGUAAAAACGUCCAUGAUAAUCCAUCAUAAAACUAACUACAUUAUUUUUUUUUUUGACACUUUGCAAGAUUAUUUUAAUUUGCUUUCUUAGCUAGAGUAAAACACAGAGAUUAUUACCUCUAAUUAGAGCAAAAUUAGAAAUCAGACAGUCUCAAUCAUGUCUUUCACUAACUUCACAAUGGUUCCUACAUUUCCCACAAUGCAACACAACGUCUUGCAGUAGAUUUCCUUCUUGUCUCUCAGUGCUGCAUCCAUGCCAGAGACUGCAGUCAUGAUUCAUACUUGUGUCAGGAGGUGUGUGCUGUGCUGUUACUCUGUGUUGCAGUAUUAUGAUAAGCAAGUCAAUUCCCCUGUGUGUUUGCGGCUACAUAAAUCUGAGGUUUCAACUCAAUGGUCUUCAGUAGCUGAUGUUUGCAGAGAAAAAGGGAGCACACCUAUUCACUAGUAUGUUCAGAACAUUUGUUUAUUCGGCCUGUUUAAUGUUUGACCACACUGACUGUCACAGUGCUAAUUUUCAGUGGAGCAAUGGUGACAACAGUGAGGAAAGAAAACGCAUUGUUGUAUAGAGGAGAGGAGAGGAGCACCACACACACCUGUGCUGCCUGAUGAAAUGAUUCAUAUAAAUAGGAGCAGAGUCCGUCUCUCUGCUUCCUCUCAUACUCUUCAGACUUCCACCGCUCUGUGUGUCUAAAGUGAGUUAUUGUUCGAGGUUCAGUUUGAAGAUCAUCCUUGUUGUUAAUCCCAUUUAUUUGAUUGUCUCUGAUUUGUUUAUGAUGAUGGAAAAA